Messenger RNA from Cajanus cajan (pigeon pea), 1730 nucleotides. RefSeq lists its product as uncharacterized. NCBI's taxonomy places the organism in Eukaryota, Viridiplantae, Streptophyta, Magnoliopsida, Fabales, Fabaceae. Gene Ontology annotation, cellular component: membrane. The record is from RefSeq and is a predicted model, not a curated record.
UUGGCUUCAAAAAAAAAUUGAUGAGCAAGCUUGUUAUGUAUCUGACCUUAGUUUGUGCUCAUUCUCUCCUUCCACUUGAGUUUCAAAUUUCUGAACAAGAAUAAUCAUAUCAAAAUUCUGCUUCAGUUAUUAUGAUUGCAUUUGUGAUGUGGCGGAUUGUGCUUUCUUUUUCAAGCAUGUGCUAGUGAUGGCUACUUUCCUUUACACAAUCCUGGCAUUUUAGUUCCAAUUUUCUGGAUGCAUAUCUUUUGUUGCUGAUGGAAUUCAUAUCUUUCUUGAUACAUUUGAGAUUUUGGUGAUCUUUGUGAUGUCCUUGAGGAAAUUUUAUUAAGUUCCAUCCAUUUUAUCCUGCUUUUGUUGUUGGAACUGGGUGAAAUGAGAAUUUUAGAUGCUCUUGAUUGAUUAUCAUUAAAAGGGUGUCUGUGUCUCAAUGCACAAGCCUCCCUCAAUUGUGCAUAGAGUAUUAAGAAACACAUAAUUGUGAAAGAAGCAUAGAUAUAACUCAUGAGUUUCUUCACAGGGUCUUCAAGCCACACAUGGCAACCCACCAUAACUUCAGAUACUACUGCCCUAAGUUAUUGGUUGAAUUGGAGGUUCUUCUUCUGUGCACUAUGGAUUUUAGCCUCCAUGGCUCUAGCAUUUUUUUUAAUAUUCAAGUAUGAAGGAUUCAAUAGAUCAACAUCAAAUGGAGGAGAAAAUCAGGGUGAAGAAGAAGCUGGAUUGGUAUAUGAGGAUGAAGCAUGGAAUACCUGUCUUGAAGGAAUUGAUCCUUCAUGGCUUCUCAUUUAUAGAAUAAUUUGUUUUAUUGUGCUUUUGGCUUUGAUCAUUGCCAGUGUGGCUGCAGAUGGAGGAGCCAUAUUUUACUUCUACACUCAAUGGACCUUUACUUUGGUCACUAUUUACUUCGGGUUUGGAUCAUAUUUCUCCUUAUAUGGAUGUUCCCUAAAACCCAAUAAAUUUGUGAGCAACGCAGUCAAUGGUACCUCUCUAGAUGCAGAAGUAGGCACUUACAUAGUUCCCACUAUUGAUGGAUCUUCAAAUAUGCCUAACUUGCCCAAGAGUCCUGAUCAGGAAUUUCAUACUAGAAAAAUUGCUGGUUUGUGGGGUUACAUUUUUCAAAUAAUUUUUCAGACAUGUGCAGGUGCUGUAGUGCUAACUGACUCUGUGUUCUGGUUCAUCCUUUAUCCAAAUCUUACGUCCAAAGAUUAUAGUGUUGAUUUUUUGAUUUUUUGUAUGCAUUCCAUUAAUGCUCUUUUCCUCCUCGGUGACACGUCAUUGAAUUGCAUGAGAUUUCCAAUGUUUCGAUUUGCAUAUUUUGUCUUGUGGACGGCUAUUUUUGUGAUUUUUCAGUGGAUCAUCCAUGUUUGUGUUUCACUUUGGUGGCCUUACCCUUUCCUUGAUUUGAAAUCCGCAUAUGCACCCUUAUGGUACUUGGCUGUGGCUUUGAUGCAUUUUCCAUGCUAUGGCCUUUUUGCUUUAAUAGUAAGGAUGAAGCAAUUGUGGUUAUCAAGAUCAUUUCCAGGGUCUUCUCGGUUUGUACGGUGACAACACUUUGAACUUGGAAUGAAGGCUACCUUUUUGCUUAGCAAAAGUGAUUUUGGAGAUCAGAUUUUGAUAAUUCCAGCUGUUAUGUAGAUUCACCCCUUCCCAACUCAAAUAACUCUUACAGCUGUCAGUCUAGUAUUAUUUGAAUAGUGCUCUAUUAUUAUUUUUUUCCUCCAUAUAUAUUU